Messenger RNA from Diachasmimorpha longicaudata, 1350 nucleotides. RefSeq lists its product as uncharacterized. The record is from RefSeq and is a predicted model, not a curated record. Lineage: Eukaryota; Metazoa; Arthropoda; Insecta; Hymenoptera; Braconidae. The transcript is spliced from 3 exons. Bases 72 to 1205 code for a protein of 377 amino acids.
AGACACUAGUUGUGAUCACCUCUUCAGUUACUCAAAAAGAUCACUCCAGUGAAUUCUUCCUUCUCAAUAGAAUGCACAUAAUUUCAUCAGUGAGAUUCAUCAUCUUCUUGGUGAAUCUCUGUGUUACACUGGGAUCCAGGGAAGAAGAUAACGAAGGUAGCAAAUACAUUAAUCCACCGCGGCGGGGGGAAGGGCAGAAGAUGUUCCUCUUCUACAAAUCUAAUGCAAUCAAUGAAAGGCCCUGCAGCUGUCCCACACAGCAAUCUUGCAGCUGCUGCGAGGAUGUUACACUUCUACUUAUCAAAGCGCAAAGAAGACUUUGUGCUAAUUUGAUGUACCAACGCAAUGGACUAAACAUUGACAUCUCUCUGGAUUCGAACACGGUGAGAUCGAUGACCGUAACGAAUUACAGGCCCCUGAAGGUCUGCACGUUAAUACCCGGGAGUUUAUUUUCCGGAGUCUGUCUGAACCUCGUCGAGUUGAAUGCAUUCCCACGAUCUGUGACGGUCUGUCCGCGAUUCCAAAUAACUACCAAGGGUCAGGAGUGGAGAAUCAAUUACACAUGCGUCAGUAUUUCGACCGAGUUACCAAUGGCUAAUGUAACAACACCAAUGGCUGGAAUGUCGGCUAUGAUGCCGGGAGGUCCAAUGAACCAAAUGAUAGUGAAUUCUCAGAGUACACCGAUGCCGAAUAUGAUGGCUGGAGUUUCAAUGAGCCAAAUGAUGAUGCCACCUCCAGGUUCAACAAUGGCGAAUAUGAUGAGUGGAGGUCCAAUGAAUCAAAUGACGUUGCAACCUCAGCGCCCAACCACAUCAUCCCCAGGUACAACGACUAGAGGAGCCCCUGGAGGAAUACCUGGAGCACCAACUGGGGGAGUCCCUGGAGGGCCCCUUGGAGGAGGCCCUCCAAUGUCAACUGCAGGAGCUCCUGGAACGCUUGGGGGAGUACCUAGACGAUCUCCUGGAGGAUCAGCUGCAGAGCCCGGUGGAGAGCAAACACUUCCAGGGACCCCACAAAUAGUAGAAGGAACAGAAAUACCUGACAAUACUUCCAUCGAACUUGCGGCAGCUCUCACUUCGCUGAGUAAUGGACAAUCAAGUUUGAAAGCAUAUGGAGCUACGGAUCGUACAAAAUACUUCCCCAGCCGCCUUCCACCAGCUUAUGCAGCCAGUUUUCGACAUAAUUUCACUGUGGUAAAGUCAUAAAAUUAAGCUAAAUUUGAUAAAAAAUGUACAGCUUCAAAAUAUUAAAGGCGUGACGAACGUAGAUUACACCGAGAUUAAGUUAGAAUGGAUAGGCUUGUAACAUUAAUUCCUUUCUUUCAAGGAAGAGUCAAUAAAAAGUCCAAAU